AGAGAGUUCUACCUGGAGCUCUCGAGGUUGUCAAUGUUUCUAAUGACAACAAUCAUGGCGGAUGCUCAGGAGGAUACCCCAGCAGCAGAGGAGACCAAGCCGGAGGAGGCUGUGGAGGCACCAGCUGCAGAAGAAACUGCAGGGGAAGCCCCGGGUGAGGAAACAGUGACACAAGAUGCUGAGGCAACAGAAGCUCCUGCUGAGGUAGAGGGAGGCACCGAGCAGGCUGCUGAAGGUGAAGCGGCUCCAGCAGAAGGAGGAGAGAGUGGGGGUGGAGGAGAGGCUGAUGCUGAAGCCAAACCUGAGGAGGGAGGUGAAGGACAAGAGGCUCCAGAGCCACAGGCUGAGGGAGAAGGUGGGGAAGCGCCCUCAGAGGAGCAGCAACAGCAGCAGCAGGCAGAGGCUGAAGGUUCCGCUGAACAGACAGAGGGUGACGCUGCUGCUGCUGAUGCUGUUGCUGCUCCGGCUGAGGGAGGCGACGCUGUUGCUGAGGCUGACUCGGCUGAAAAAGCUGAGGCAGCUGAGGCGGCUGAGGCUGUUGAUGGUGUUGAGCAGGCAGAGGGAGCUGAGCCAGCUGAAGGGGCGGAGGCCACUGCUGCCCCAACUGAAGAAGAUGGUGAAAAACCAGAAGGAGCUGAAGAGGAAGGAGAGAAAGCUGAGGGAGAAGAGGGAGAAAAGGCAGAGGGAGAAGAAGGAGAAAAAGCUGGAGGUGAGGAAGGAGAAAAGACUGAGGAAGCGGAGACCGGUGAUGCUGAGAAGAAAGAAGACGGAGAAGGAGAGGAUCAGGGUGAAGGCGACGCGGAUGUUACGGCAGAGGCCCCAGCAGAAGAUGCAGAAAGGGCAGAGAGCCCGGUGGCUGUAGGAGAAAAGUUGUCUCGCGGGGGCACACCUGACAUCACAGAUGCAGCACACCUUGAACAGGAGAGACUAGAAGCUACCACUCCAGACCGGCUUCAUGAAGAGGAAGGGGAAAUGGACCACGAGCAUGAUAUUAGGGAUGAUGAUAUGGUCGUUGAAGAGGAUGAGGAGGAGGAAGAAGAGGAAGAAAUUGUGGAGCCUCAGUUCAAGAGAGAAGAUCUGAUAGAGAGAUAUCAUGAAGCUCUUUCCGACCGAGAACAGUUGCAGCAACAGAAUUAUGGCCUGCAGCACAAGCUGGCUGAGUACUUCAGGAAGAAGAAGGCGGAUGAGAGACAGGACUACGACAAGAAUGUCACUGAUCAGGAGCAGCGCUACCUCAAAUACAUGGCCCAGCUGGAGGACUUGCGGCGGCAAGAUUCGAUGGAAAAAGACAACUACUUUGCCCAGAUUGAAGAAGCAAAGGCUAGGUGUCAGGAGAAGAAGGAGAAAGUGGACAUCGAGAGAGGCAAGUUCAUGGAGUUCAAGACACAGGUGGCGCUCAGAGCCAUCAACAGCAGAUCUGGGAAACCGAUUCCACCAAAGGACAUAGAACAAUACAUGAUCAAUGAAGACAAGAAGGAGAAAGAUGUGGUCGAAGUGCGAUUGGAGAACAUCAAACUCAAGAAUAAGCUCAAAAAGAAGGAACAGCAACUCAAAUCGAAGGAGGAGCUUGCUGAAGGUCUUCACUUAAUAGACUUUGAACAACUCAAGAUUGAGAACCAAACAUACAAUGAGAAAAUUGAGGAAAGGAAUGAGAGUCGCGACAUCCUCUCCAGGACGAAACAGGCCAGAGACUACUUGAGGAUCGACAACCAGAAGCUCCGACAGAACUGUGGCCUCCUGGGCAACGAGCCGCUCUUGAGGGACUUCGAGGAACGGAAGGACGAAGGGGAUGAUCUCAAGACCAAGUUGGAGCAGCUCAAAAUGAAACACGCCGAGCUCACCCUCCACUGCAAUCAGGUCAGGAGGAAGAUCGACCAGGCGCGGCAGACGAUGUCUUGAUAUAUAUGUGUUCGUUUUUGUUUUUGUUUUUUGUUUUGUUUUUUAAUGUUUUUUUGUUUUGUUUUGUCUUUGUUUUUGUUGUCUCAAUUUGUUUUGGUUUUUGUAUUGUUUUCGUCUCGUGUCUUGAUGUGUGUUCGUCUUUUGGUGUUUUUUUUAAUGGCUUUUUUAUUGUUUUGUUUUCACAAUUUGUUCUUAUUUAUGUAUUGUUUUCGUCUCCUGUCUUUUAAAGUAUCUACGUGUAUUAUGUAUUAGUAAUCUUUUAAUAAAAGUGACAUACAGGUCAAGCUGCUUUGUUAGAUACACAUGUUUCUAUUAUUAUAUUUUUCUUCUUUUUUUUUCGCUACAUAAUAUUACGUUGGGAGAAUGUUUGACCCUUAUAUGACUCUGAAUGUUGGAGCGAAAGAGCUGGUACGUAUUAGGUGUCUUGCACCCAAGGCGUCACGUUUCAUGUUGUCCUUGACUUGUUUGUCAGCUUAAAAAUAAAAGUUAUCGUGUUGAAAA
Messenger RNA from Aplysia californica (California sea hare), 2400 nucleotides. Its product is annotated as coiled-coil domain-containing protein 96. The record is from RefSeq and is a predicted model, not a curated record. Gene Ontology annotation, cellular component: ciliary basal body; axoneme. Lineage: Eukaryota; Metazoa; Mollusca; Gastropoda; Aplysiida; Aplysiidae. Gene Ontology annotation, biological process: cilium assembly.